AAGAACGAUUGUAUUGUUUUGCCAAAAGAUCUAUUUUUAUCAGCGGCAGACUACUGCUUGUCACAUUACAUCCAUGACGUUUAUGGCGCCAGAAAUCAAGGUUUUGGUGAGGAGCUGUCGCGCGUUCUGUCAGCUGGUGGAUGGUUAUUGUUAUUUUGCUUUGGCGUUAACGAAAACACAAGACGUCGGCGAAUUUCUUUACGUCGUUUGCAGUUGUAUGAGGUCGAAGAGGAGUCAAAAUGGUGAUACUACGCAGCAGCGGCUGUGUCGGAGCGGAGUCGGUGGCAACUACUCCGAAGAGGAGGACUCUCGAGUUGGACACAAGCUCUGAGUUUCUGUCGCUGGUUCCCGGGUCACAGAAAAAGUCUACCCGGAUGACCCGUUCUUUUCGGUCUUUGAAUGACAGCUUUAGCAGUCCUGAAAACCCCUUGACGAAUGGUCACACAAAACAGGAGGAGGGAACUGGUCUCCACCACUCUGGUAGAACCAGAGGACGACGAGUUAAACAUGAAGUUUCUUUUUCUAACAUGGGAACAAAGACCAGCUCUCCUGCAAAUGAAGACAAAGUUGAAGGCUACUGUACCAGAAAAUCUUCCAGACUGCAGAGAGAAGGUAAAGCCUCCAGCGGACAGCAACAAGCAGACGUUCCAGAUGAAGUCCCAGUUGAGGAGUCUUCUACUCCCAAAAGGAGUCGCUUUAACCUACAGAGCAGAGAUGUGGAGGAGGAAGAGGAGGAGGAGGAAGAGAGCUCUGUGCGUCGAAGCUCCCGCAUCACCAGAUACAAACUACAUUCCCGUAACCAGUCAGUGCUCUAUGACCGCCUCAUUACGAACACGGCUGAAGCUGUUCUGCAGAAGAUGGAUGACAUGCAAAAGAUGAGACGUCGACUAAGAAGCAGAGACACUAAAGAAGAGAACCUGAGCGCCUAUGGGAGUGGCAGAAUGAGACGGUCUCUUCGGUCAAACACUCAAAGCAAAAAAUCAGAGGAGAAGGAGCAAGGGGAAGAGGAUGAUGUUGAGGAGGAAGAAGAUGGAGAAGGGGAUGAUGAAGAGGAGGAGGAAGAGGAAGAAGAAGAAGAAGAUGAUGGGGAGGAGGAGGAAAACCACCAACGCUAUGACUUCAGACAGAGGAAAACGGUGGUUCGCUACCAGGCUCCACAGGAUGAACCCCGAGAGCCCAGGAAACGCAGCAUGUACUUUAAGGACCACUCGCCGCCGACCAGACGGAGGUUCCGGUUCAGCUCCACCGCUCCCAGGAGCCCUUACAACAGGAGGAGAUCUAGCAGGAGUAGUUCUGAGAGGAGGAGACAUGCCAUUCACAGCAGUGACUCCACGUCUUCCUCCUCAGAUGAGGAGACAUUUCAGAGGCGCAGGAUCAAGAGCAGGAACAGAUCUGUCAACAGAUGUCUUCCAAUGAACCUUAUCAAAGAAGAUUUACUGGGGAUCCACAAAGACAGGAUGAAAAUUGGAGCAAGCCUUGCUGAUGUUGACCCCAUGCACAUAGACAGAACAGUGCGUUUUGACAGCAUCGGGGGUUUGGGCAGACACAUUCUAGCGUUGAAGGAGAUGGUGGUGUUUCCUCUUCUUUACCCAGAAGUCUUUGAGAGGUUCAGAAUACAACCCCCCAGGGGCUGUCUCUUUUACGGGCCUCCAGGAACUGGGAAGACUUUAGUAGCCAGAGCGCUGGCUAAUGAGUGCAGUCAGGGAGAAAAGAAGGUGUCAUUCUUUAUGAGGAAAGGAGCCGACUGUCUGAGCAAAUGGGUGGGAGAAUCUGAGAGACAGUUGAGACUGCUGUUUGACCAGGCCUAUCAGAUGCGUCCAUCCAUCAUUUUCUUUGAUGAGAUCGAUGGUUUGGCUCCAGUCAGGUCCAGCCGUCAGGAUCAGAUCCAUAGCUCAAUUGUGUCAACCCUCCUGGCUCUUAUGGAUGGGUUGGACAGCAGGGGAGAAGUUGUUGUUAUUGGGGCUACAAACAGACUGGACUCCAUCGAUCCAGCUCUCAGGAGACCUGGACGCUUCGACAGAGAGUUUCUUUUUGGCCUCCCAGACAGAGAGGCAAGAAAGGAAAUUCUGAAAAUCCACACCAGACAGUGGACUCCUCAACCUUCAGACACAUUCCUGGAGGAACUUGCAGAUAAAUGUGUUGGGUAUUGUGGGGCCGAUAUAAAGGCGGUGUGUUCGGAGGCCGCUCUCUGUGCACUGCGGCGGCGCUAUCCUCAGAUCUACUCCUCAACACAGAAACUUCUGCUAGACGUUGACUCCAUUGUCAUCACUAGCAAAGACUUUGUGUUCGCCAUGUCCAAAAUGGUGCCAGCUGCCCAAAGGGCAGUAGUGUCACCUGCCAAAGCGUUGAUCCCUGCUAUCCGUCCUCUGUUGGGAGCCACCCUGCAGAACAUCCUGCUGAUAGUCAGUAAAGUGUUCCCUCAUGCUGAACAAGGUCUGAAGAGAAAGAGAGAAAGAGCAGAUGAGCCCUGUGAAGGCUUUGAAGAUGAUUUGAUGUUCAGUGAAGACGAGAGCACAGAAGCCACUACUGGAAAACUGACGACUCAAUCCCAGCUUAAAAUAAAAGACGCCAACGGCCUCUUAAACCUAGACAGGAGUGUAAUCAGCCAGCCGACGUCAUACCGGCCCAGACUUCUGUUGGAAGGACGACCCGGCUCGGGUCAAAGCUCCCACCUGGCCCCUGCUGUUCUGCACGCUCUGGAAAAAUUCACUGUGUACACUCUGGAUAUGGCUGUGCUUUUUGGAGCCAGUGCAUGUACACCUGAAGAAACCUGUGCUCAGGUUUUUGUUGAAGCCAAGCGGACUUCUCCCAGUAUCUUGUACAUCCCACGCAUUGGACAGUGGUGGGAAACUGUAAGUCCUGCUUUAAGAGCGACCUUCUUAAGCCUCCUCAGCUCCAUCCCGGCCUUCUCCCCCAUUCUGCUGCUGGCUACCUGUAGUCUUCGUUACGAACAACUCAGCGUGGAGGUGCAAGAGUUGUUUCGAGUUGAAUAUGGGGAGGUUUUUCAGGUCCGAGUCCCCACUCGGCAAGAGAGGUGGAACUUCUUUGAGGAUCUUAUCCUUAACCAAGCGGCAAAAGCUCCGUCUUCAAAAAAGAAAGCAGCGCUGCGUGCUUCAGAAGUGCUUCCAGUUGCUCCCCCACCACCCCCACGUCAGCUGACUAAAGAGGAAAGUAAGAAGUUAGAGGAGCAGGAAGAAGACACCCUUCGCGAGCUUCGCCUUUUCCUGCGUGAUGUCACAAACCGCCUGUCCCAGGAUAAACGCUUCAAGGCCUUCACGAGGCCUGUGGAUUUGGAGGAGGUUCCAGAUUAUGCUGAAGUGAUCAAGAAGCCCAUGGAUCUGUCCACAGUUCUCUCCAACAUAGACCUUCAUCAGUAUGGAACAGUGAAAGAGUAUCUGGAGGACGUGGAUCUCAUCUGGCAGAAUGCACUUGAAUACAACCCAGACAAGGACCCUUCAGAUCGCCAGAUCCGCCACCGAGCGUGUGCUCUGAAGGACACUGUCCAUGCAAUCAUUCAAGAAGAGCUGGAUGAAGACUUUGAAAAGAUUUGUGAUGAGAUCAAAGAGUCGCGCAAAAGAAGACGAUGCUCCACUGCACAGUUUGCUCCUACCUUCUACCAUGUUCUUCCCAAGCAGCCAAAUGCUGCUGGUGAUGCCAAAAACACCAGCGUGGUCCAGAAAAGUGACACAGUUGGAUCCACAGCUGCAGUAGCUGCCAGUACAAGCUUUUCUGCUUGUUCAACUCCUAAAAAUACAGUCCAGAAGAAAAGACGUCGUAAAAGCCGCUGGUCUAAUGGCUACAUUACAAAAAAGAAGUGUUCCAUUUCUCCUCACGCCUCCAGAGAUAACGGAUCUGAUGAGGAGGAAGAAGAUGCGGAUGAAGAGGAUGAGCUUGAUAAGGGAGAAGGUGCAGAGCUCAACAAUACAAAAGAAAAUGAAAAAGUUGUGGAGUCAGAACCAGAAACCUGCCCAGACAGCCAUUCUGGACCAAAUGCAACAGAGCAGGAUAAUGAGAAAGAGAGAGAAAAGAGGAAUCCCAUAGACUCGGAUGAAAAAGAGAAAUCAGAAAACCACAGCCAGAACUUGACUGAAAAAGACCAACACCAGUCGGGACAGUCUACGCAUGAAAAGAAAGAGGGAGGAGACGAAAACCUUAACCUUAUUCUAGAGAACACUAAUGAGAAUAGCUGCACAGGAACAGCAGGAGACGCUAGCAUAAAAGAAACUUGUAGUCAAAAUCAGCCAGAAGCUUGUGAGGAGAUGACUGAAGAACAGAAGAGCAAAGGAUCUGCUGAGCAGGAGUCAAAGCUGAACACUUCUGCUGAGCCAAUGGAGGAGGACGGGAUGGAAAUCUCCACUGCAGCUUCCAUGGGAGCCACAGAGUGUAGCACGAGACGAAUGACCAGGGCCCUUAAAAACAGCGUGCUCCAGCAGCAGAUGAUCAAUGUGGAUGAAGUGCUGCAGGUCCUGGAUGAAGAGACGCCUCCUCUGGUUGUGGACAGAGAGAAAUUAAAGGAACUGUUGGAGAAAGUUGUGGCAAAGACAGACGACUACGAGGUCUAUAAACUGGAAAAACUCUAUGCUCUUCUCUGCCAGUGUAUCUACAGAAACAGAAAAGCAUACAACAAAACAACUCUUAUUCAGGAGUUGGAAAAGGAAAUUCAAGACUUCAAUUGACUUUUUGAUGUGAAAGCCAGCCAUUUUCAAAUGUUAUCCUCACUUCUCUUUUAAUCUUUCCAAAUUUAAAUCACAUUUCUAUUUUCAUAGAAAUUUAUGCCUGAGCUUUAGCUUACAUUUUGUAUUACCUCGUCUGUUUAUAUGCAAAUAAAACAAAUGGUUACUCUAAAUUAAUUGCAGUUUUAAUCUCACUAGCCUUUGUUACAUGUGAAAUAGUUGACUAAAUGUUUCUGUUGCUAUUGCUGUUAUCCAGAAUACAUUUUUUUUACAUCGUACAGGAUAAGAAUUUGUAAUUGCCAGCUGUUUUAUACAAACUUUUCUCCAAUUUUUCAUUUAUACUUUAUAAGAAUGAACUUAUAUUUGUUUUGUUUAUCUGUAUUUGUCAGUUAAAUGUAAUAAAAGUAGGUACUUCAAAGUGCUGUAAAAAUAAAAAUUA
Molecule: messenger RNA, 5112 nt
Organism: Oryzias melastigma (Indian medaka)
Lineage: Eukaryota; Metazoa; Chordata; Actinopteri; Beloniformes; Adrianichthyidae
Product: ATPase family AAA domain containing 2
Exons: 30
Coding region: 240-4676 (1478 amino acids)
Biological process (GO): positive regulation of transcription by RNA polymerase II
Cellular component (GO): nucleus
Molecular function (GO): histone binding; ATP binding; chromatin binding
Source: RefSeq, a predicted model, not a curated record